Molecule: messenger RNA, 1749 nt
Organism: Morone saxatilis (striped sea-bass)
Lineage: Eukaryota; Metazoa; Chordata; Actinopteri; Moronidae
Gene: aadat
Product: aminoadipate aminotransferase
Exons: 14
Coding region: 49-1371 (440 amino acids)
Biological process (GO): biosynthetic process
Molecular function (GO): pyridoxal phosphate binding; L-kynurenine:2-oxoglutarate transaminase activity
Source: RefSeq, a predicted model, not a curated record
CGGUCACGGCAGUUGACCACUGUAGGUCUCGGUGUAUCAAGAACUACAAUGACCAGAAGCCCCCGCGGCAGUGAAGCCGACUCGCAAGGAAUCAUGAAUUACGCUCGGUUUCUGACAGCUGUCAGUGCAGCCAGAAAGCCCUCCCCCAUCAGGAUGCUGACUGAGCUGCAGCAGCGUUCCCCUCCGUCCCUGAUCUCUUUGGCCGGAGGAGCGCCCAACCCCAACACCUUCCCCUUCCAGCUGGCGUCCAUUAAGAUGAAGAAUGGACAGACGCUCACCUUCGAUGAGGCGGCGAUGAAGAGGGCUCUGCAGUACUCUGCCUCUACUGGAAUACCCGAGCUGCUGACGUGGAUGAAGAACCUGCAGAAGAACCUCCACAACCCGCCGACCGCCGGCUACACCCCCGAGAACGGCCAGAUGGACAUGUGUGUGACCACGGGGAGCCAGGAGGGGCUCUGUAAGGUGUUUGAAAUGCUGGUCAACCCUGGAGACAACGUUCUGCUGGACGCACCCACGUAUUCAGGCACUCUUGCCACGCUCCAGCCGCUCGGUUGCAACUUAAUCAACGUUCCCAGCGAUCAGCACGGCAUUAUACCUGCAGGCCUGAAGGAGGUUUUAUCUCAGUGGGACCCCUCGGAGGUCCACAAACCCGGCAGUACCGCACCCAGGGUCCUCUACACCAUCCCCAACGGAGGAAACCCAACCGGGGCCUCCAUGACGACUCAGAGGAAGCAGGAAGUGUAUGAGCUGGCCAGGCAGUACGACAUGCUCAUCAUCGAGGACGACCCGUACUACUUCCUGCAGUUUGACAAGCCGUGGGCGCCCACGUUUCUCUCCAUGGACGUUGACGGGAGGAUCAUCAGGACAGACUCCUUCUCUAAGAUUCUGUCCUCAGGGCUGAGGAUUGGUUUUUUGACUGGUCCCAAACCUCUGGUAGACAGGGUGGUGCUGCACAUCCAGGCCUCGACAAUGCACACCAGUACCUUCACACAGCUCAUGGUGUCUCAGUUGUUGCAUAGCUGGGGUCAAGAGGGUUUCCUCCAACACAUAGAUGGGGUGAUUGAGUUUUACAGGACACAACGCGAUGCUAUGAUCAGCUCUGCAGACAAGUGGCUCAAAGAUGUAGCAGAGUGGCACGCCCCAUCAGCAGGCAUGUUCCUGUGGAUCAAACUAAAGGGUAUAGCCGAUACCCAACAGCUCAUUAUGAAGAAAGCCUUGGAGAAGGAGGUGCUGCUGGUUCCCGGAGGCGUCUUCAUGAUCAACAGUAGUGAUCCCUGUCCGUACGUCAGAGCUGCCUUUUCUCUCUCCACACCAGAGCAGAUUGAUGAGGCUUUCAGAAGACUCUCCUCUCUCAUCAAAGAGGCUUUGUGAUCAAAGGUUUGUCUUUCCCUGGAAGAUGCUGUAUUUUUUUAAAUGUACUGUUGAAGGCGUUUUUAUGUUCAAAUAUAUGAUUAAGUAUGAAUAUAUUUUAAUAUUGUGUAACCUCUUGACUAUAUCUACACCGUAGCUGAGAGGAGACACUGAGAAUGUCCGUUCAACAUGACUUGGUGCUGAUCAUUGGAAGCUAUUUGGAGCAAUGAAUAGAAACAGUUUGUUGCUCCGUCGUUGCACUACACAAUGAAGAUGUCAUCAACUUUUCCACGGACAAAAAAAAUUAGUAAACUUUUCUAUCACUCUGUAUUUAGUCUUUUGUGUCUGUAUGUUGUAAUAAAAUACUUCCAGUGAGUAGACGUGAGCUACAGCUUACAA